Molecule: messenger RNA, 544 nt
Organism: Heterocephalus glaber (naked mole-rat)
Lineage: Eukaryota; Metazoa; Chordata; Mammalia; Rodentia; Bathyergidae
Gene: Rps26
Product: ribosomal protein S26
Biological process (GO): translation
Cellular component (GO): ribosome; cytosolic small ribosomal subunit
Molecular function (GO): mRNA binding; structural constituent of ribosome
Source: RefSeq, a predicted model, not a curated record
UUCCGGUGUGAGCGUAUGAAUCUCUGGCUAUAUAAGAGGGCCCGCCGGGAGCCGGAUCCUCUUUCGGGUCCUCCCUUUCAGGAUGGUGAGUGUUGGCGCGUGGUGAUCACGGGGAUUCGGACCAAAAAAAGAAGGAACAACGGUCGUGCUAAAAAGGGCCGCGGCCAUGUGCAGCCUAUUCGUUGCACGAACUGCGCGCGGUGCGUGCCCAAGGAUAAGGCCAUUAAGAAGUUCGUCAUUCGAAACAUAGUAGAGGCCGCCGCCGUCAGGGACAUUUCCGAAGCAAGUGUCUUCGACUCUUAUGUGCUUCCCAAGCUCUAUGUGAAGCUGCAUUACUGUGUGAGCUGUGCCAUCCACAGCAAGGUGGUUAGGAAUCGAUCUCGUGAAGCCCGGAAGGACCGAACACCUCCGCCCCGGUUUAGACCUGCUGGCGCUGCCCCACGACCCCCACCAAAGCCCAUGUAAGGACCUGGGUUUUAAUGGACUGAAGAAAAGUCUUCUCCGGGCAGAGGGAAUAAACUAAUAAAAUGGAUGUUAUACUUUA